Gadus macrocephalus (Pacific cod) is the source of this 3155-nucleotide messenger RNA. RefSeq names its product E3 ubiquitin-protein ligase TRIM39-like. Gene Ontology annotation, molecular function: protein binding; zinc ion binding. The coding region runs from base 600 to 2219 and encodes 539 amino acids. Lineage: Eukaryota; Metazoa; Chordata; Actinopteri; Gadiformes; Gadidae. The record is from RefSeq and is a predicted model, not a curated record. The transcript is spliced from 2 exons.
GCACACACACACACACACACGCACACACACAAAUCCAUAUAUGCACACACACACACACACACACACACACACACACACACACACACACACACACACACACACACACACACACACACACACACACACCAAACCCAAGGGGUUUCCAUCUAGACUGUUUCGCUGUCUGCUGCUCUCAGCUCUGCUGCUCGUGUGUGCUCUGUGCGCGUGCACAUCGGGGAGAGUUUCUACAGUAGCGUAGCACCAAUGAGCAGCUCUUUGCUCUCUGUCUUUUUCUGUCGAAAAUCGGAUCGGGGUUCGAUCAACGCCAGUUAAUCACGGUUAUAGUCGCAAAUCCCCACUAAAUCCCCACAAUGUCUCUCGUUUUGCACCGGCUCUCUUUUAACUCCAGAAAGAAGAGAAAACACAUCAACGCAUUUGAAGAGGCUGACACGGUGAAUGAAUGUAGUGCACUCAAGUAAAGUUGGGGCGGAGCCAGAAGGGGAAAUGACAUCAUGUUGAGGAAACGAAACCUAAAGCGCCACAACGUGAAAGCAGUUCUCUAUUUCAGGAGUAUAAUAACACACAUUAAAUAGUCAGACAGACAGAAACAACAACAAGGAAUGGCCUCUGCUAUCACUUCCUGGUCUGGAGAGAACUUUUCAUGUCCCAUCUGUCUGGAUGUGUUCAGCAGUCCAGUUUCAACUCCAUGUGGACACAACUACUGCAGAACCUGUAUUACUAUGUUCUGGGAUGGACAAACCAAGUACAAAUGUCCUGUUUGCAACAAGCUUUUCCACGGAAGACCUGAUCUACAGGUCAAUACCCUCUUAAAAGGGAUGGCUGAUCAGUUUGGAACGUCCGAACGGGUAAAAGAGCAGCUUAAACCAGGAGAAGUUCCCUGUGACGUCUGUAUUGGGACCCAGCUGAAGGCCAUGAAGUCCUGCCUAGAGUGUUUCAUGUCUUUCUGCCAAACCCACCUGGAGCCACAUCAGAGAGUCGCAGUCCUGAAGAAACAUCGACUGGUCGAGCCUAUGGAGCGUCUGGAAGACAGGAUUUGUAAGAAACAUGACAGACUUCUGGAAAUCUUCUGCCAGACUGAACAGGUGUGUGUGUGUCAGUUCUGCACAGAGACAGACCACAAGUCCCAUCCUGUUAUACCUCUAAAGGAGGAAUAUGAAGUGAAAAUGGCCCAGCUGGGGAAGAUAGAGGCUGAAGUUCAGCAGAUGAUCCAGGAGAGACAAAAAAAAAUUCAGGAGAUUAAAGACACAGUCAAAUGCAGCAAAGCAGAUGCAGACAGAGAAAUAGCUGAUGGUUUGCAGGUCAUCACUGCUCUGAUGCGCUGCAUUGAAAAGUGCCAGGAUGAUCUCAACCAAAUGGUUAAGGAGAGACUGAAAUCCAAAGAGAAACAAGCUGAAGACCUCAUCAAAAAGCUGGAGCAGGAAAUAGAAGAUUUGACCAAUAGAAGCUCAGAGGUGAAGCAGCUCUCGCACACUAAAGACCACCUCCACUUCCUCCAGACCUUCACAUCCCUGAAAAAUCCUCCACCCACCAGGGACUGGACGACGGUGGAGGUCCGUCCUCCGUCAUACGUAGGGACCUUGAGGAGAUCCCUGGAUCAGCUGGAGGAGACACUGAACAUGGAGAUGGAGAUGCUGUGUGAUGCUGAACUGAAGAGGGUCCAGCAGUAUGAAGUAGAUUUGACUCUGGAUCCUAAUACAGCUGAUCGCCAUCUCAUCUUGUCUGAGGAUGGGAAACAAGUACAUAAUGGAGGUGUAAGGAAGAAACUCCCAGACAACCCUAAGAGAUUUACAAAGAAGAUACAUGUGCUUACGAGGCAGAGCUUCUCCUCAGGGAGAUUUUACUUUGAGGUCCAGGUUAAAGACAAGACUCAAUGGUAUUUAGGAGUGGCCAGAGAGUCCAUCAACAGAAAAGUAGAGAUCAUAGUGACCCCUGAGAAUGGUUACUGGACUCUUUUCUACUACAAGGAUGGGUUGAUAUUCAUUGAUAACCCUGUUGUCCGUCUCCCUCUGAGAGCUGAGCUCCAGAAGGUGGGGGUGUUUGUUGAUUAUGAUGAGGGUCUGGUCUCCUUCUAUGAUGUGGAAGCCAGGGAUCAUCUCUACUCUGCUACUGGCUGCACCUUUACUGAGCCUCUCUAUCCAAUCCUCUGCCCAGGCCGCCAUGAUUAUGAAAGUAACAACUCCGCCCCCCUGAUCAUCUCACCUGUCAAUCAAACAGACUAGGACCUUUGUUUGAUAAUAAAAUAAUCAAACAACCAAAACAACUAAGGUUGUUUCCUGAAUUAGAAUUUCUACCGUGUGAGAUCUGAGAGAACUGCAUUAAUUGCAUUAAUUGCAGAGUCGGCGUGACCCAAAGCAAUCGUUAUCUUUAUUCGGCUCCCCCACUUCGGCCUUGGAAGGCUGAUAUCUCUCCACUCCCCUGGUUGUUAUGCAGACAGAUGCCCUGCCACCCCUCCCCCCAUCCUCCACUUCCCGUGAACUUUGUCUCUGGUUCGGAACUCUUCGUGGUCGUCUCCACAGCGACGGCCGUGUCCUCGUCACCAGCAUCAGACGGGAGAGACACUGUUGAGUCUGGGUGGAGAUGGCGUCCUUGGGCCUCACACACACACACACACACACACACACACACACACACACACACACACACACACACACACACACACACACACACACACAAGACAGAUAACACACACACCCCCUGGACUCACCGCCUACUGGACUCCCUCCCCCUCUCCGUCCCUCGUUACAGUACAGUAUGCCGUGAGUGAUGCGAUGCGCCCGUUGGCUGCGUCCUCCUCCCGGGGUCUGAGCUGUGACACCUCCCCUCCCCGAUAUCCUUCCCCCCUCCCACAUGUGUUUGUGAUGUUUUUGAUAUGUUGCUUAUGUGCUGAGGUGUUUUUUGCUAAUCCCUACACUGUGCCCCCCUUAGAGGAGCAUAGUUUGGGGUAUUGACUUUUUUUUCCCUCGUCACCCUCUUGUUUAGCUUUUUAAAUUUUCUUAUCUAACGCGGGCCGCAUGUUUCUUGUCUAACGAGCGCCUGACAGUCUCUCCAUCCUGUCUCCCCAAGCUGUCUUUUAUGUUUCUCGGCCGGAAUGUAACUGGUAUUUUUCGUUGCUCUGUAACAUGUGCAAUGACAAUAAAGUCUAUUGAUUGAUUAAU